AUGGGGUUUGCGUGCGGCGCCGGGGUGGUGAUCGGGAAGCUCGCUCAGGACCUGCUGCAGCCGUCUGAACAGUCCUUCUUUAUCAUACGGGCGAUCGGUGAGGUACUGCGGGGUUGGGGUAGGUGCGAGGACAACAUGCGGAACGAUGAGGGAGGAUCCUCCCUCUUCUACCCUAAGACGCUGACGAGCGCAUUGUCUUUUGAACCAUCCGCUGGUUUAUGA
Phytomonas sp. Hart1 is the source of this 222-nucleotide messenger RNA. The record is from the annotation of a GenBank genome assembly. Lineage: Eukaryota; Euglenozoa; Kinetoplastea; Trypanosomatida; Trypanosomatidae.